Molecule: messenger RNA, 669 nt
Organism: Tricharina praecox
Lineage: Eukaryota; Fungi; Ascomycota; Pezizomycetes; Pezizales; Pyronemataceae
Exons: 1
Coding region: 203-655 (150 amino acids)
Source: RefSeq, a predicted model, not a curated record
AGCAGCAGCAGCAGCAGCAGCAGCCGUAUGUGGUUGGUAGUAUCGCGACAGCUUAGGGAGUUUUCACCGCUACAUCACCAACUAUGGAAUAUGAGCAAGACCAGCAACCCAAGAUUCCAUCGUCACCCUCCGAUUCCACUUCGAUUGCUGCCACAACCAUGCCUACGGAAUAUGCGGAGGAGCAGGAAGAGGAAGAGGAGGAAUGAGGCGUUUAACGAAUCUAUUUUUCUUGAACCUUUUCUUCAGUUUUAUUUUUUUCAUUUCGGGUUCAUGUAGUUUAGACAGGGAGGCAGCAGUGCAACUUUUGCUCUUGGAUGUUUUUUUGUUCUUUUUUCUUCCUCUUUUUCUUGCCUUGCUUUCGUGUUCACGAUCGUCAUCAUUGCUGGGUGUUUUCUGUUUUUUCUGUUUUCAUGUUAUUUCUUGUUCUUCUAGGUCUUUUUUUCUUCUUUUUCUUUCGUUUUGUUUUCUCUUUGAUAUACUGAUAUCUCUCCUUUUUUUUGUUUCCGCCUGGUUUCGGUUUUGUUUGAUUGUGGUGGGCGGCGACACGGGGGGUUUAGACGGCAACGGGAUCGAACUGACUGAGCGUACGUACUCUACUCCACGAUUUACGGAGGAGUGCGAGGUGCGGGGGCUAUGGGGAGUUACGGUGGGUUAAUGGCGAGAUCGGGG